Messenger RNA from Rana temporaria (common frog), 3557 nucleotides. RefSeq names its product BAR/IMD domain containing adaptor protein 2 (gene BAIAP2). The transcript is spliced from 14 exons. Gene Ontology annotation, biological process: actin crosslink formation; positive regulation of actin filament polymerization; plasma membrane organization. NCBI's taxonomy places the organism in Eukaryota, Metazoa, Chordata, Amphibia, Anura, Ranidae. Gene Ontology annotation, molecular function: cytoskeletal adaptor activity; protein binding. Gene Ontology annotation, cellular component: nucleoplasm; cytosol. The record is from RefSeq and is a predicted model, not a curated record. Bases 4 to 1518 code for a protein of 504 amino acids.
AUUAUGGAACAGUUUAACCCUUGCCUUAGGAAUUUUAUCUCAAUGGGGAAAAACUACGAGAAGGCCUUGGCAAGUGUGACGUUUGCAGCGAAGGGUUACUUUGACGCUCUGGUAAAAAUGGGAGAGCUGGCCAGUGAAAGCCAAGGAUCCAAGGAGCUGGGCGACGUCCUCUUCCAGAUGGCAGAAGUUCACCGGCAGAUCCAGAACCAGCUGGAGGAUAUGCUGAAAUCCUUUCACAAUGAACUGCUGACCCAGCUGGAGCAGAAGGUGGAGCUGGACUCGCGGUACCUGAAUGCGGCUUUAAAGAAAUACCAGCUGGAACAGAAGAACAAAGGAGAUGCCCUGGAAAAGUGUCAGUUGGAGCUGAGGAAACUACGCAAAAAGAGCCAAGGCAGCAAAAACCCCCAAAAAUAUUCUGACAAAGAGAUGCAGUACAUCGAAGCGAUCAGCAACAAGCAGAGCGAGCUGGAGAACUUUGUAUCGGACGGAUAUAAGAUGGCGCUGACCGAGGAGAGGAGGCGGUACUGCUUCCUGGUGGAGAAACAAUGCGCAGUCGCCAAGAGCUCCAUGGCCUAUCACAGCAAGGGCAAAGACCUUAUGGCACAGAAGAUCCCCCCCUGGCAACAGUCUAGCCUUGACCCGAGCAAGAUCCCAGACCGGGCCAUUCAGAUCAUGCAGCAGAUGGCUGGUGGACCCAACGGCACCAUCAUGGCGGGUACGCUGUCCGGGCCUAUGACCAAUUCCAAAUCCAGCCUCUCCAUAUCGGACCCAAUCCCUGGUGCCAAGCCCCUGCCGGUGCCCCCGGAGCUGGCUCCUUUUGUUGGGAGGAUGUCUGCGCAGGAGGGCGCACCCAUAAUGAAUGGUGUCACGGGGCCGCCCCCCAGCAGCUACGACCACUGGGACAUGCCUGGGAAGCCCAAAGUGUCCCCGUCCCAACCGCACAAGCAGAUCAGCGACUCCUAUUCCAACACCCUUCCAGCCCGCAAGAGCGUCCCGCCCAAAAACAGCUACACUGUCGCUGAGAACAAGACGCUGCCGCGCUCCAGCUCCAUGGCGGCCGGUCUAGAGAAGAACAGCAGGACGCGGGUGCAAGCCAUCUUCUCGCACUCCGCUGGAGACAACACCACCCUGCUUAGCUUCGGCAACGGCGAUUACAUCACCCUUCUGGUCCCGGAGGCCAGAGAUGGCUGGCACUAUGGAGAGAGCGAGAAGACAAAACUGAGGGGAUGGUUCCCGUUCUCGUACACGCGGGUGGUGGAAGCACGGGACCCCAGUACCCGUUCUCAGAACUUACAGCCUGGAAAAAGCAGUAGCACCGGAAACCUGCUGGACAAAGAUGACCUCUCCAUUCCCCCCCCUGACUACAACAUGGCGUCACACGGCUUCCCGCCACAGGCGUCCGGCACCUACAAGCCCCGGCCCUACAGCGUGGCCGCCCCCGUCUUCACACAGGGUUUAGAUGACUACGGAGCGGCACGCCCCGCCAGCAGCUUGGAAGCUGAAGUGGCGAGAUUUUGAGAGGUUUCUGCGCUUAAAAUCCCUUUCUGGAAAUCCGGUUGAGGCCCACGAUGACAAACGACCGAUCGGCUCCCCACAUGAAUUGACGCUGACUACCCUCCGGAGGAGCCGUGAAUCUUUGCCUCUUUGCCUCUGUGCCCUUGUACGCCGGUGAACGGGGCCGGGAGAGAUGACAGAUGAGUGAACUCUAUCCCCUUGUCUUAUCUUCUCCCCACAGCUUAUGCAGGCGCUAUACAGCCUGUACAGUCACUUGUUAACUCUACGCACAGGCAACCUGGAUGGGUGUGAAAAGUGACAACCCAAUCUGCUCUGUAUGAAUUGCACCUAUUUAUUUUAACAAAUUAUCUUCUUGUAACUUCAUGUCUUUGGCACACACCUUUACCCAAUCGGUUUAGUUUCUCCCACAGAAAUACCGGUCUCUAAGACGAGGAGGGUAGUGUAGAAAUCUCAACAACCGGUCAGAGAAUCUUCUCAUGGUGGCCCUAUAUUUGCUCCCUGCAGGGUGGGCGAAGAGCUGUGCAGAGCAACCAAUCAUUUUUAUGCCCCACCCUAGAGGGGAAAAUCGUAAAGCCAUGCACAGUUUAAAAAGCUUUAAUAUUUAUAUAUCUAUAUAAAUCCAGCUUGCUUUUUGCCCCUCCCCCCGGGUAUAAAUGCUGGAAUAUUGCAAGAUCCGUUGAUGGGGGUUGUUAUGUAUUUUAUCGUCAGCUGCUGCCAUUUUUUUUUGCGCUAGAAAGCUGUAAAAUCGGCCUGCUGAGAACAUAUAAUGUCAUUCACUAAGCUGUGGCCAUCUUGUAAGAACAGCCAAUCGUAAAUCAGAGUGUUGUCAUCCGUUCCUAACGGAGUGACAUCGCUAAUGACGUCACAUGGACACGCCUUCUUAACUUGGCAAGAGUAUACAAAUUAAAAAAACUUCCUAGAUGUCAGAACAGGUUCUCUUCAAAUCUUUACACUUUUUCAUUCAUAAGAGAAAAUAAGUUUAUUUUCUAAUAAUAAAUUUGUAUAUAAAGUCUAUUUAAUAAAAAUAAUGCAGUGGAGGGAUGAAUGGGAAGAUGGUGGUUAUGACCCGAGGUGGUUAUAUACAUUGUAGCAUGUGCUGUAUGCCUGCAUAGGUUUUGGUAAAAAUCCUUUGACCCCUCCCCCUCUGUUCCAGGGGCCGGCCCCUGCGGAAUAAAAGGGGGGGUGUUUAGUCCCUUUUAUCUUUGUUGCAGAAGAAUUUUUUCAUGAAUAGAAUUUGCAUUUAUCUGUUGGCCUUCUGGAGGAGGAGGAGGAGCUGAUUAUUGGCGCCGGCCUGUCCUGCGCUCGUCCUCCUGGAGCAUGCUGGGAGGAUAAGGCGGAGAAUCUGGACGCCGCCGGCUUCUCAUCUUCCUUCAGACCCUUUGUAAUAAGAAACUUUACAGCCAAAUGUAAUAACCAGAGCUCAAAUCUUCUGCUUGUACAAUAAUCUUUCUGGUGAACGGCGCUCCUGGCUUUGAGCGCAGAUUUUAGCGGGAAUGCUAGCUGUAGCUUUAAGAAGCAUUGAGCAGCAGCCAUUCACUAUUUAGCAUGUAGUAAGUAUCUGCAGAUGUUAGUCCGGAGCUGACCCAUUGCUGAUUGAUGUGGUCAGUGAGUGUCCCUGGAGAUGUGCUCACCAAGGUCCCACAGAGGAGGUUCAGAUUUUUCCUUGUAUUGGAACCCCUGUUUGUUGUGUCCCUAUUGGGCAGAUAUGCCGUCACUUCCUGUCUUGGUGACCAUUUGUAUCCAAUGUGCCGAUAAACUUACCGGGAAUCAAAGGCAGGGCGUAUAGAGCAGAAUGCACUUCUUGUGGCCCUCAGGAGCCCCUGUGGUGUGUUUUUGAUGCCUUAGAGAAAAGGCCGUGUGCAGUGUAAUCCCAACCAAUCACAUUUGCACUUAUAAGUUUUUAAAAACAUGCCCCAAAAAAACAUUCAUAUGUGAUGACGCCGGCCACCGUUGUACCGAGGCGUGUCUGUGUAAGGCCAGCCAUACAUUGUCCAUUUAGAUUUACCUUCACCUUUGUAGUACAAGGCCCUUCCUGAUUGUGA